AUGCAAAGGGAAAACGCAGAUUUAUUUAAACAAACAAAACACAAAAAAACAGCAGCAGCAGCAGCAGCAGCAGAAGCAGAAGCAGCAGAUGCAGCAGCAGCAGCAGCAGCAACAGCAGCAGCAGCAGCAAAAGAAAAUGAAAUUAUAUAUGAAGAGCCUCUACCUGUUCUCCCCCUGACCCCUGAUGCAGCAGCAAACUGGCUGCAGCACGAGAAGCAGCAGCAGCAGCUUCUGCUGCAGCAGCAGCAGGAGCAAGAGCAGCAGGAGCAGCAGCAGCAGCAGCAGCAGCAGCAGCAGCAGGUGUAUGAUAUGUUUGCUGCUGCAGCAGCAGCAGACACAGAUGCUGCUGCAGCAACUCGCAUCUUCUCUUUAGCUGCAGCAGAAGGAAACGGAUGGAGACACAGAAGCUGGAAGACACCGCAGCAGCAAACCAGCAGCAGCAGCAGCAGCAGCAGCAGCAGCAGCAACAGCAGUAAUGGGAGCAGCAAUGAAAGCAGCACAAGCAGCAACCCAAGCAGCAGCAGCAACGACAACAACAGCAGCAACAGCAGCAGCAGCAGCAGCAGCAGCAAAAACAGCAGCAGGAAAGAUAGCAGCAGCAACAAGACGAAUGACAACAGCAGCAACAGCAGCAACAAAAACAGCAGCAGCAACAACAAAAACAGCAGCAGCAACAACAAAAACAGAAGCAGCAACAACAAAAACAGCAGCAGCAACAGCAGCAGCAGCAGCAGCAGCAGCAGCAGCAGCAAACCUCGACGAUUGCAGGAUAAGAUGGAUGCAGCGAGCUCUCCUUUUGUUGAAAUAUAUAAAACAAAAAUAAAUAAAAACAAAGAAGAAGAACUACAAAUACAAAAAGAAAAAGAAAAAGAAAAAAAAGAAAAAAAAGAAAAAAAAAAACAAAUGAGGUGUGAGCUGCUGUCUGUGUCUUUAGACGCCAUGCAGCUCAGCUGCCCCCCCGGCUCGGUCCCCAUAGAUACAGAUGCAGCAGCAGAGUUGCUGCAGCAGCAGCAGCAGCAGCAGCAGCAGCAGCAGGUGUUGCUGCAGGAGAAAGAGCUGCUGCUGCAGCCGCAGGAGCUGCUGCUGCAGCAGCACGAGAAGCAGCAGAUGGAUUUCUAUGCUGACAACCUGCAGCUGCCUCUACCCCUGCUGCAGCAUGAUAAACAGCAGCAGCAGCAGCAGCAGCAGCAGCAGCAGCAGCAGCAGCAGCAAGUAAAGGCUGAGCUCUGUCUCAUCACGCAGCAGGAGGCCCCCCAAGCAGUAUGCAACGAAGCGGGGGCCCUGCUGCAGCCAGACGGCACCUGUAUUGGGGAGCAGCAGCAGCAGCAGCAACAGCAGCAACUGCAGCAGCUGCUGCAGGAGCAACAGCAGCAGCAGCAACUGCAGCAGCAGCAGCAACUGCAGCAGCUCCUGCAGGAGCAGCAGCAACUGCAGAGACUGCAGCAGCAGCAACUGCAGCAGCAGCAGCAGCACCAACUGCAGCAGCAGCAGCAGCAGCAGCAGCAAGAGCUGCGUCUGGAUGAAGGGGUUUUAAGCUACCAUGAGAGGCCCCAGCAGCAGCAGCAGCAGCAACAACAGCAGCAGCAGCGGCAACAGCAGCAGCAGCAGCAGCAGCAACGGCAGCAGCAGCAGCAACAGCAGUAG
Messenger RNA from Eimeria mitis, 1644 nucleotides. RefSeq lists its product as uncharacterized. The record is from RefSeq and is a predicted model, not a curated record. NCBI's taxonomy places the organism in Eukaryota, Apicomplexa, Conoidasida, Eucoccidiorida, Eimeriidae. The coding region runs from base 1 to 1644 and encodes 547 amino acids. The transcript is spliced from 4 exons.